Messenger RNA from Anastrepha ludens (Mexican fruit fly), 2092 nucleotides. It is a transcript of the gene Su(fu), whose product is annotated as suppressor of fused homolog. Gene Ontology annotation, molecular function: transcription factor binding. Gene Ontology annotation, cellular component: cytoplasm; nucleus. The record is from RefSeq and is a predicted model, not a curated record. Bases 238 to 1626 code for a protein of 462 amino acids. Lineage: Eukaryota; Metazoa; Arthropoda; Insecta; Diptera; Tephritidae. The transcript has a single exon.
CGACAUCGAACCUUUUUUUCGGAAUUAUUAUUUUGCAAUAAGACGUUUUAAGCCACAAAUGCUUUGUAAAUAGUACAGAUUUUUUCUGUUAUUAAAGUUAAUCAUAAGUGCCGAUAGAGUAAUUAGGGGAUUUGUUAUAUGACUAUACAAAUUACAUCUCCGAAUUGCACAUAUCUUUUCCCAUGCUAAUAUUUUACAUAGCACCAGUGUAAUAUUUUUGUAAACUUAAUAAUAGUCAUGGCUGAUGCACCCUCAACAAGCCAAAGUAGUCGGAUGGAACCACCUCCAGGACUGAAAGCACUCAUUGAUCACUGUCAGAGUAUUUAUCCAGACCAAGCCAACCCUUUGCAAGUAACAACAGUUUUAAAAUAUUGGCUUGGCGGGCAGGAUCCUUUGGAUUACAUCAGCAUGUAUAGUAAUAGUGGAGACCCAGAAAGAGGUAUUCCGCCUCAUUGGCAUUACGUAAGUUUCGGAUUAAGUGACCUACACGGAGAUGGACGAGUGCACGUCCAGGAAUCCAACGAAAUGAAUACUCGGUCCGGUAUGGGAUUCGAAUUAUCAUUUAGGCUGCUAAAAAAUGAAACGGAAAAGGAAAAUAGUUCCGGAAAACCACAACUCCCACCAACAUGGCCAGCAAACUUACUACAGUCCAUAGCCCGUUAUUGCUUCGAGACUGGAAAUAUGUUGUGUUUCGGAGAUAACAUACCUUGGCGUAAAAGUUUGGAUGGCAACACAAACUCACAGUUGAAGAAUAUACUAAUUGCCGAAGAUCCACAGCUCAGCUGUAUUCAGACAGUGUUCGGUACCGUUGAGUUUUGUCAGAUUGUCGGUGUUACAGAUGAAGAGCUUGAACAAGCUUCUCGCUGGAAUGGGCGUGGUGUGCUGAACUUCUUGCAGCAAGACAUUAAAACUGGUGGUAAUUGGUGGAUUACAGAUAUGAGUCGCUCUCAAAGUGUUUUUGAGCUCUUUCCGGAAUUAUUAUUAAACUUGCAAGAUGACCUGGAAAAACAAGGCUCAGAUUUGGCUGGUGUAAAUGCCGACUUUACAUUCCGAGAAAUACAAAAGCAACAAUGCAUUAAAACUGAAAUUGAUUCAAAUAAAUUAAAUGAACAAUGCGUUUUCGAGGAAAAUAAUCUACUUGAAAAAUUGCAAAUCAAGCGUGAGGAUGCUGGUUUUCCACAAUCUAUGUCAAUGAGUAGUGUUUCUUUACAUAAGUCAUGCCCUCUCAGUUAUCAGCCGCAUUCGGCUGACUCCAUAUCAAUGGAUGGUAUAGAGAUUACUUUGGCGCCAUAUGCAGCAAAAUAUCUCAUGUUAGCAAUAAAAGAUCGUAUUCGCCAUGGUCGUCAUUUCACCUUCAAAGCCCAGCACUUGGCGCUAACUCUAGUAGCAGAAUCUGUCACUGGAGCAAUUGUGAGCAAAGCUUCCCCUUUUGGUAUUAUUGGGUAUUGGAUACAAGUUCUGAUUCCAGACGAAUUGGUUUCUCCUAUGAUGGAGUCUUUCAAAAACCUCCAACUGGACGAUGUGACGGAAAGUACGAAGCGACAUGAACUAGAGUGGCCGAACUGGAAAUUAAAGUUAAUAAUUGAUAAUCCUAGCAGAGGAAUAAAACUUCCUAUGGGCUUAUAAAUUUACCGUAGUCAUUAUAAACAAAAUAAAACUCGAUAUAUAAUUAGAAGAAAAUUUUAUGUUGCUCUUAACAGACAGGUCUGCGAGUGAAAGAUGGCACAUCUAUAUUAUUUACUAUUUUGAACUGGAGCACUAACUGUAAAAUAUAGAAUUGUAACAUUCUUACAAAAUCUCAUUUUCUCCAAUUUAACUUAAAUAUUAACUUUUAAUUUAUAGUUUUAUAAUUUCUUAAUCAUAAUGAAUUAGGAUAAAUUUUUAAAUUUGCAUUCGAACAAAACUAUUUAAGAUUUAAUGAUAGAUUUAAGAUUUGGUAAAUUGAGGUUAGUAUGGGCGUGACAGUUAAACAAUUCGCAAGUAAUAAUAUAGCCAUGUUAAGUAUCUACACUUUUUGCUUCACUAUUAUGUUAUUGGCAAAGAAUAAAUAAGGCAAAUAUUUUCACACAAAUAAAAGCGUUAUUGAAACAUA